Scylla paramamosain (green mud crab) is the source of this 1250-nucleotide messenger RNA. RefSeq lists its product as uncharacterized. The transcript has 2 exons. NCBI's taxonomy places the organism in Eukaryota, Metazoa, Arthropoda, Malacostraca, Decapoda, Portunidae. The record is from RefSeq and is a predicted model, not a curated record. The coding region runs from base 596 to 1141 and encodes 181 amino acids.
AUAAAUCUUGCCAGAAAACAGGUGAAGCCAUGCGUUUUCAUUCUAAAUACAUUGAGUGACUCAAAGACCAUGGGCCACUGGAUUACUGUUUAUCUUAAUUUUCAAAGUCAGACCAUAGGCUAUUACGAUAGCUAUAACUUGCAUCCCAAAUACAAUUCCGCUGUCUUACAUCAUUUUAUGCAAACUUGUCCACAUAUGAAAAUUAGCACAUUAAAUUAUCGACUUCAGGGGUUGAAUUCCCUCGUGUGUGGCAUUUAUUGCAUGUUCUUUUGCCUUCUACUGAGUUGGCAUACAUUAAAACGUGCAAUGUGCAUUAUUCACGCCACCUUCAAAAAGCAUCAAUAUCUAUAUAAUGACAAAAAAAAUUACUCGUAUGGUAUACGUAAUAUUUCGUAAUAUGCCGCAUUGCAUGCCUACGUUUUGCCCAGCCGGCAGCCGGGCGAGAUGUCGUAACAUCUGUAAAGCGGUAAUAAGGUAGAUUGGGGGGUGGGGUGGGGGUGGGAAAGGGGGUCAAUAUGGGGUAAUUGCUGACGGAUAAGCGUCACUUCGCCAUCACCUCUCAACCCAGUCGGACGUCGAAGCCUCAUCUCCAAGAAUGGAGCAAGCUAACAAACGUUUCAUCUUGAGAACUGCGGAACGCAUCUCUUUCCGCUUUGAUAUCUAUCUGGGCGAUGCUGGGGGUAAGCGAAGCCGUGCUGACCAUGAGGAUGUCAAUGUGGAGAAAAUGUCAGAACCUGCAAAGAAGAAAUUGAUCUUUAGUGAUGACGACAUGUCGCCACUGCCGGCCAGCCCACCUCCUGACGCUCCAUCAGGACAGGAGUCGCAACAGCAGCAGCCGACAUCGCAGUCGAUUCCGCCACCUCAGGAGUCGCUGAUGCCACCUCCGACCGAAGCACAGCCGCAACGGUCAGAUGAGUCGACAGUAGGCGGCAAAGAGGGUCAGGAGGUGAAGAAGAAGUCGCAGGAAAACAGAAAAAAAAAGAAUAUUCCCCCUAACACGCCAGAGGACGACAGCACACCAAAACUCCCCGUUGCUCCAGCCGCCCCUCGUAAGAAGCUGGUUCCUAGAGUUAUUAAAACUACGCCCGUCAUUGACAGCGAUGACGAUGAUCUCUUCGCCUUCAAUUCGCAAAUGUUUUGAAUGAAAGAGAUGUAUUUGCCCUAAUAAGCAAUGAGCUGUAUUUGUCCUAAUAAAAAUAAAAUGUUCCAUCGACUCUGCAUAACCUUUCUAAUAAUAAUAAUAAUAAUAA